Molecule: messenger RNA, 1311 nt
Organism: Saccharomycodes ludwigii
Lineage: Eukaryota; Fungi; Ascomycota; Saccharomycetes; Saccharomycodales; Saccharomycodaceae
Exons: 1
Coding region: 1-1311 (436 amino acids)
Source: RefSeq, a predicted model, not a curated record
AUGAGUGAAGAAUCUAAUAUGGAAGUUCCUGCGGAACAGAGAAAUAAUCUAACUUCGGGUAACAACCCGAACGACGAAUUAUUCCAACAUGGUGCGAAUUCAAGUUCAGCGAACACACCUGCCAACACAGAGGAGACCUUCAACCAACAAACUCCCGAACCUAGCACUAAUAAUACAAGAGUUGUAGUUGAAUCACCAUUCAACGCCAACACGUCUAACAGAUCCCUUAUUUAUGUACCAGAUCAUUUACUAGAAGCUGUCAAAACAUUAAUUAAAAAUGAUGCGGCGCCCAAUAGAUCAAAUAAUGACACGACAAACAAACUCAUGGAAUCAAAAACUAUAUUACCUAUUGGAGUUCCCAAAAAUAGAUUACAAUUACCACCAGACCCGCCGAAUACAGACUUUAUUACACUAGCAGCCAACACAGACUACACACGCUCAAACAAAUUAGCAUGUGCUAGCUGGGCAUCCCUAAAUUCCUACAAUGCAAACAACUACAAAAUCCCUUGGGAUAAGUUCCCCAGCGUGUACUAUGAAUCAGCUAGAUUCAACUCCAACACAUGGAAAAGAUUUAUAUCUCAAUUAACACCAAUGCCCUACCCCGUAUCUUCCCUAUCUGAAAUCGUACAUUUCAUAAGAUGGUACAACAAAUUCACUUACCUAACUCAUGAAUAUGGUAUUCAUCAGCUAUUAUUUUACACUACGUUUUCCCAAAUACCAACUCCUUCCCCAAUUGAGCAAGCUGAAAAUAGAGAAAUAUUGAAUGCUAUAUUACCCAAAAUAUUCCCACACAAAAUGAAAGACAUAUCAGAUAACAACUGUUCAUCCACAAUAUUCAGAGAUUACAUAGAAGAAGUAUUUCCAGCAGAACCAAGCACCAUAGCUACAAAAUUAUUGGAAAAAUAUGUAAUAACCAAUAAUACUACAACCUCCGAUAUGCAAAGCCAGAUAAACAUCGUCCAAUCCUUAAGAUAUUGCGCAAAAAUGGACGCAAUACCAGAUAGAGAAAUAAUCCCACAUUUUAGAAAUAAAAUCUCUGACUGCUAUGGAGAAUCAACGGCACAUUUAAUUAGAAAAUGGAUCAAUACCCCAAAUCUAACUAUGCAGCAGUUACUAGCAGACCUACACGAAUAUAUGAAAAUAAGUAAAAGAUAUGAAGUAUCAACGAACCCCAGAACAGAUUCAUUUCUACCAAGAAAAUUUCAAAUUAACAACAUUAAUCGAUACGAUAACACACGUUAUCCAAAGCGCAGAUAUACUAACAAAUACCCAAACAGAAACAGAGCCAUCUCCCGUAACAAUAAUACCUAA